Striga asiatica is the source of this 874-nucleotide messenger RNA. The record is from the annotation of a GenBank genome assembly. NCBI's taxonomy places the organism in Eukaryota, Viridiplantae, Streptophyta, Magnoliopsida, Lamiales, Orobanchaceae.
AAGAAUAAAAAUGAAUUUACUUUGAUUUAAUCAUAGUUCUAUAUUAUUUUUUUUUUUUCACACAGCUUACCUAAUGUCGAUGCAAAAGUUUGUGGCGCACUCCAUAUCUGGAGAUGAAAACGAUGAGGAUUCUGGUUGGUCAUUUGAUGAACAACUUAACACAAGUUUAGCUGAUGGUUGUGAAGCCGAUAGUGAUUAUAUUCCACAGGUUAUGCAAAUCAAGUUGUUGCCAGAAGAAUAUAUCUUAUCUCGUUGGACACAAGAGGUAGGAUCACCAAUUUCAUUUCAAACAGUCGCUUCUCCUAUCAUCCAAGCACGAGGAUAUAUAGAGCGUAGCCGAGGGUUAUCUGAGAAGUGGAAAUGGUUGAUCGAAAAGGCUGCUUUGACCGAAAAAUCUACUAUAAUCUUACACAAAAUGUUUGAAGAAGCGGAAUCAAGAAUACAAGAGAAUGAAGUUGUGACCCCCAAUGAUACACAAGAGUCAUGCUCGGGAAAAGAGCACAAAGGUGAGGGUUUUGUAAGUGAUCCAACUACUAAUCGUGUAGCUCGUGGCCGCAAACGACUAUUAAGUAUGCGAGAUAAGGCAAUUAAAAGUGGAGGCAAGCAUUGUCGCAAUUGUGGCAAAGUUGGUCAUAACGCACGUACAUGUCCUGAAAUUAAAGGCAAAGACAGACCAGGCUAUGGAGUUAAUGUGCCCUGCUCCAGGAUCGAAUGGCGGUGGUCGAGUGCCGAUUGGAUGGCCGCAGGACUCCAAGCCUUGAGCAGCUCCGUCAGUCCGCUGACAUGGGGGCACGACAUCCAUGUCCCUGUUUGUAUGUUGAAAUCAGCCCUGCGUGUGUCGAUGCUCGUGGGGCACGACAUGGAUGGCCGCUGA